Molecule: messenger RNA, 540 nt
Organism: Echinococcus granulosus
Lineage: Eukaryota; Metazoa; Platyhelminthes; Cestoda; Cyclophyllidea; Taeniidae
Exons: 5
Coding region: 1-540 (179 amino acids)
Source: RefSeq, a predicted model, not a curated record
AUGGUUGUCUUAACAAUAGUUGGAGGUACAAAACUAUUAACUGAGUCAGAAAAGAUCGUGGGAAUCGAUCGAAAGAUCAGGUGUAGCUUUCGUGGAUUUAACUGGAAAGACCACAAUCUCAUUAUAUGCCUUAAUAAUAUCGAGGCAAUAACAUUUGGAAAUGACAUUUAUCGAAAGAGGAAGAUGAUGAGGACCAUUACAACCGUUUUAUCAAAAUCGUUGUUUUCUGAAAUGAAAAAAAGACAGGAAUUAUACCAAAUGAUAACUUUUGUUUUCUUAUCUGCAAUAAAACUAAGGUGUUUUAAGCGCCUAAAAUUCCAAAUUUCUGAUGCCUUUUGCUUCACUUUAAGUAAGUUCUAUAAAAUAUUUGGGAAAAUUGUUCGAUAUUUCAAAAUAAGGAAAGUAGAAAUGAAAGAGGAUAAUUUAUUUCAAUCAAACCGAAUGAGUCAUUUGGUCGCUCAAAAUUGCAUAUCUUCGAUUGAUAAUUUAAACAAAGAAAUAGAUGAAUCCGGUUAUUUGGCUGUCCUGUCUUCUACUUAA